Molecule: messenger RNA, 1210 nt
Organism: Aspergillus caelatus
Lineage: Eukaryota; Fungi; Ascomycota; Eurotiomycetes; Eurotiales; Aspergillaceae
Product: phytanoyl-CoA dioxygenase family protein
Exons: 1
Coding region: 239-1147 (302 amino acids)
Source: RefSeq, a predicted model, not a curated record
AAGCGAAGCGGCAAAGAACCAUAAUCUAUUUGCUUUGUUUUUUUUUUGGCCGGGGGAGCAAAAGUUGUUGAGUUGUUCCCUGCCAGCUCAUGGAUUAGAUAUAAAUAACAUGUCCAUCAUGACAGAGUGUCUAAUCCACACACACACACACACACACACACACACACACAUCAUCAUCCAGUGGGUUUUAUAGUGCAACUUCGUUUCUACUCUUCAGAAUAACCAGCCCUUAUCCGCCAUGACUGCUGUCCCUAUUCCCCGUGUAUCAGCAACCGAUGAUCCGGAGCGAAUCACCCAAGUCCUACGUCAAGCCGGCGCCCUCAUUGUCGAAGGUCUUUUGUCUAGAGAUCAGGUCCAGGACUUGAACAACGAACUUGACAAACCGUUAGAGGCUAUCAGUUCGGGCUCCAAGCACAAUGUUGACCUAAUCAAAGAGUUUCACGGCAGCAACACCAAGCGCCUCACAAACGUUACAACCCAUAGCAAAAUCUUCCGUCACCAAAUUAUUGAAAACGAACUGGUCCACGCCGUAGCGGAGAGGGUCUUCCACGAAGACUCUGGAACAUACUGGAUGGGUGCCGCUCAAGUGAUCCAGAUUGGACCUGGAAACAAAGCUCAGCCGCUUCAUCGAGACCAAAGCCAGUACCCAAUUUUCGAUCUUCUGGGCUCGAAGGCGCCGGAGGCGACCAUGAAUUGUCUCAUUGCCUUGACAGACUUUACUGAAGAAAAUGGCGCUACCAGACUUAUUCCCGGCUCUCACCUGUGGGAAGAUUAUUCCGAUCUGGGAUCACCGGACCAGACCCUUCCGGCUGUUAUGAAAGCGGGGGAUGCUAUUCUUAUGAGUGGCAAGACCGUGCACGGUGGCGGGUCGAACAAAACUACUGAUGAGCAGCGCCGUGCCCUGGCAUUCACUUUGCAGUGUAGCUAUUUGACUCCCGAGGAAGCAAAUCCAUUCAUCAUUGGAUUGGAUAUUAUCAAGAGUAUCUCUCCAAGAGCACAGCGGCUUUUGGGCUUCCGCUCGCAAUUCCCGAAGCCCUCGCCCGGUCUAUGGCAGUCGGACUAUUCCGAGAUCGCAGACGUUAUUGGUCUCACAGGAGACGAUCCCGCUCUUGAACGCUUAAGGCAAGGGAUCAACGUGAAUGUCUAGCAGGAAAAUAGGCGCCUCGACGGAUACAAGGAACCAGCAAUGUAGACGGUAAUUCGUCCCGUC